This is a messenger RNA of Protopolystoma xenopodis, 2862 nucleotides long. The record is from the annotation of a GenBank genome assembly. NCBI's taxonomy places the organism in Eukaryota, Metazoa, Platyhelminthes, Monogenea, Polystomatidea, Polystomatidae.
CUUUUCGCUCAACAGCGUUGGUGGCCAAACGACCCAUUUGCCGAGGCCAGAUCGGCGCUCAAAGAGCAUGCAGCCUCGACAACCGGCCGCACUUGCCUCGAAAUCGUCGACGGGACCAGAGUCAGCCUGCCCUGCCUCAACAUCAACAUUCGAGAACAUUCGCCGUUGAGCACCAGAGUCAACCUGCCCUUGGCCUUUGACCCGGACGCCCCGCCGCAAAACACCACGGCUCGUUACGGCAUCUAUUCGCAGUCGAGUCCGGAGGCGUUUUCGUUGGUUUGGGACGGCGACGGUCUGUUGGCGCCCGACGAUCCGACGCAAGAGGAGUCAGAAGGUCGGGGACUCUGGUUGCAUGUCACCCGUGACCUGGACAGAGACACAACCCCCAGCCACGAGGUCACCCUGUACGCCUCCGACGCUGGACAGCCAAUCCACCUCACGGGAUACCUGAAGUUGAACAUCACCAUCGACGACAUCAAUGACCAUGCUCCGAGGUUCGUGAAGAAGUUCGCCUCCACCUGGAUCCUGGAGAACUCGAACAAGGGCACUUUUGUCUACCGAGCCAAAGGUGAAGAUGCCGAUCCCUCGGACGCCAAGCGACUGGCCUACAGCUUCGGCCCGACUACGUCAACCGAGGCCAGACAGCUCUUCUUCAUGGACUCGAGCACUGGCGAGAUUCGAACCAUCGGCCCAAUCGACUUUGAACAAUACCCCGUGCACAAGUUGGCUCUCGUGUUGACGGACGGCAAGUGGACCGCGGAGGCUGAACUGAUCGUCUGGAUCGUCAAUCUCAACGACCAUCUGCCUCAGGUCGAGUUGACCUCCUACCUGGCGACGAGAACAGCGCCCGGAUACCGGCCUAGCCGGUUGAGUGGUCAACUGGUCCCGUCGAAACCGGCUGUCUCUAUGGCCGGUGAGACGGGCGCUGGGCGCAGCGCUGGAGCCGGACUUAUUCCGUUCUCCGGUACCGGGGCGGCGGUCACUUUGGUCGUCCAUUUGACCGAGAACGGGCCGGGCAACAAACUUAUCGCCAGUCUUCGUGUCAGCGACCGUGACGACGUAGCUGAAGCGCGUCUUCGAAGCUCUCCUCUCUGGUCGAGCCAGUCGAGCGUGACGAGCGGAGUUGGUGGCGGUCUGUUGCACCCAUUUUGUCAGAUCACGGGAGGCCUGGCUCGAAGUCUCUUCCGAAUAGAGGCAUUCCGGCCGAACGAAACGGGUCCGGAUGAUCCGCUCACGUAUCACAUUCGACUGGCUGGCCAGCCUCUCGAUCGGGAAGAGAAGGCCUUCCACGCGGUGCCGAUCGAGUGCCGUGACCAGGAGAAGCCGAUGCCAGAUCAAGUCUACUGGUUGGGCAGGUCCCUUCAGGACAGCCAGCAACAACAGCAACAGCAAAAACAGCAGCACCAGCAGCAGCAGCAGCAACCGUCAAAGUGGCCGCAAAAUGCCAGACAUCAAGUGCUCACCAACGCCUAUUCGGGCGCCAACCUCUACUCCAGCUACUCCAUUCAUCCGGUCACCCACGUGACCAAAGUGUUGCUGAAUGUGAUUGUGGACGACGUAAACGACUGCCCUCCUGUACUUCGGUCGCCUCAACGUCUGGUGCUCCGCGAGGCCGAACCGAUUGGUACCCUGGUGGGCGUGAUCUCGGCUGUGGACGGCGAUGAACCAUCCAGUCUGGCCGGCAACUCAGGCCUGCGUUACUAUCUGGCCGGAGAAGCGGAAGAGAUGUUGUACUCGCCGGGCGAGAAGAAGGCUGUCAAAAGUUCGAUUUCGCCAAGGCCUCAAACGACGAGUCGGCAAAGCGACAAAAAUGUCAGCCAUUCUGGCGAAGAUGAGUCUGAGACGAAGGAGGCCUCAGUUGAUGCCGCGACUCACGAGACGGUGGAGGGUUCGGAGGCUGCGAGAAUAAAUGGUCUGUUUGACCGGAGUCGAGCAGACGAAUCCAUCCUUCCGGGGCCAAUUCUGCCACCAAAGCCAUGGUUCAUGUUGGACGCUGUCACCGGAGAGCUACGGACCAGCGCCUCCUUCGAUCGAGAACAUGUUGCCAGCAUCAGGCUGGCGGUGACAAUACGAGAUGGUGGCAACCUAACACCUCGGGCCUCUGGCCGUGAACUGGAAUCUGAAUUGCCGGCCUACAACGCUGUAAACAUCACUUUACAGAUCGACUUGAUCGACAUAAACGACAACCCACCUCUCUUCACGGAACACAUUUACACCUUUAAUGUGAGUGAAGAUGCGAGACCACCGGUUCGUCUGGGCCGGGUAUUGGCGGUAGACGCCGACGUGGACAGACAAAACAAUCGACUUGAGUACUGGCUAUUGCCCAAUCGUCAACUGAACGAGGAUGAGACUGCAGAAACGGUGUCGAACAGCCCAAACUCUGGUGGUCGGGGUGAGGUUGGUAAAAACUUGGUCACAAGUCAGCAACGUCUGCUUUCAGCACUGGCAACCUGGUUCACGGUGACGUCGGGAGGCGAGAUCUACCUGAGAAUGAGUGGAUUCAGCAGUACCAAUCAGAUGAGUCGGUAUCCGGUCAACCAGAUCAUGCCUUUGGACCGUGAGCUCAAUGAUAUCAUCAUCUUCGAUGUGUUUGCUAAAGAUACCGGGACGCCUAGCUUGACUGGAUCUGCUCAAGUCGUGAUUCGAGUGCUGGACGUGAACGACAAUGCACCCGUCUGGAAGUUCCCCAAAGAGGGAGAUCGGGUGGUGAAUGUCUCUGUCAACGCCGUACAAGGCCAUCGAAUAGUCCAGGUGAGUUGGCAUGCAGAUAUACAGAAUGUUCACGAUUUCCACGCUUCGUUGUCAAUUCGCUUACAUUUCGGUCAUAAAGAAAAGAAAUGUGCCAGCACCCAGUCGAACUAA